AUGGCAGAGGACAUUAGCCACAUUGAGUUCUUGCAUAAUGAUCUGCUGGUGAUAACCGUUCAGCUUGCCAAUCGAAGAGUACGAAGAAUAAUAAUUGAAAGUGGGAGCUCUGUAAAUGUGCUAUUCAGGUCCACCCUAGAAAAUAUGAGGCCAUCUGUAGCCGAUCUUAAGGUGACCUCGAUGACCCUAAACAGAUUUUUGGGAGAGGGAACAGUAGUCAUAGGGACGAUUAGGCUUGUAGUGACACUAGGAGAUGAUAUGCGAGUUGUUGCUAAAAUACUUGAGUUCGUUGUAAUUGAUUUUUUGGCUACCUACAAUGCAAUUUUGGGACAACCCAUGUUGAUGACUUUUGAAGCUAUCACCUCAAUCCAACAAUUAGCAAUGAAGUUCCCCUCAACCUCAAGUAUAUGUACUGUAAGAGGAGAUCAGCUUACUGCUAGAGAAUGUUAUAGCAUUACUACGAAGGAAAAAUUACAACCUGGGCAGCAAGCGAUGGUCAUCAUUGUGGGGAAUAAGGAGCCUCGGGAAAUAGAAAUUUCCCAUGGGGUGGAAGAACCUCGGGAAGGAGAUAACAAGGUCACCCAACAUGAUAACAUUAAUCCGAUAUUAGGCAAAGAUAGGUCUGAGCUCCAAGCAUUGGACGAGCUCAAGGAAAUCAAUAUGGUGGGAAUCAAUCCAAAUGUUAUGAUGCAUACUUUGAAUCUAGACAGGAAUAUGCCUGCAAAGGUACAGAAACGAAGGCUUUUGGGGAAGGAACGAUUAGAAGCUUUAGAAGAAUAA
Messenger RNA from Humulus lupulus (European hop), 780 nucleotides. RefSeq lists its product as uncharacterized. The record is from RefSeq and is a predicted model, not a curated record. The transcript is spliced from 2 exons. NCBI's taxonomy places the organism in Eukaryota, Viridiplantae, Streptophyta, Magnoliopsida, Rosales, Cannabaceae. The coding region runs from base 1 to 780 and encodes 259 amino acids.